AUGCGCUUCAUUUCUGCAACCGGUGCACUAGCCGCUGCUUGUCUGGUGAGCCAGACUUUCGCUGCGCCAUUCACCAAACCAGAACCCUUCACCGACGCGGAAGGUGUUGAGGCUCGCUUCACCAAGCCUGAGCCCUUCACCGACGCGGAGGGUGUUGAAGCUCGCUUCACCAAGCCCGAGCCGUUCACCAACACAGACGGGCUGAAGGCUCGCUUCACCAAGCCCGAGCCCUUUACCGAGGCAACCGAUUAA
Molecule: messenger RNA, 252 nt
Organism: Penicillium cinerascens
Lineage: Eukaryota; Fungi; Ascomycota; Eurotiomycetes; Eurotiales; Aspergillaceae
Exons: 1
Coding region: 1-252 (83 amino acids)
Source: RefSeq, a predicted model, not a curated record